AUCAAACGGCAACAAACUAAACAAAAACACAACUGCGAUUUUACUUACAAGCCCAUUCGAAGCGAAACAAAAAAAAUCUGAGAAACAACAACCGGCCAAAGAAAGUCAAGUGGAUGUUUUUCUGCUUGAUUUGCAACAGUCUCAUUUCAAGCGUUCAACCAUCAAUACAGAUUUCGGUUGUGUCAUAUCGGUUGCCGCCUGUCUGUUCCUCCUAUUUGUGUGUGGAAAAUUUUCCGAAAUUUUGUCAUUUCAUCAAUUACAUAUAAUAAACGUGCAAUUUAGCAAAAUUCUGUGAAAUAUUAUUUGAUUUAAGUGGAAAAUUAAAUUAUUGUUAUUAUUGGCAUAAAAUGUCAAUUACAUGUAAAUUUCAGUUGUCACGCAUUGCCAAUAUCUAUUAUGGCGGUGAAGAAGUGGCGGGUUCAUUAACAAUAUGUAGUGUAAAACAGCGUCAGAUAGAAGCAAUUAUACUCGAAUUUUAUGGCCAAACUACGAUACAAUGGUGGGAAUUAGAUAAAACUAAGGAAAAUAUAAUGCACAAUGACUUCAGUACCCAUGAGAUAGUAGCAUCAGACAAAACACUUUACAACCAGCAGCAAAAACAUGUUUGCGAACAACUUAAACUGGAUUCAUUGAACUGCAAACAACUGCUGCAGCCACAUGUUGAAUAUACAUACAGAUUUUGUUUCACAAUACCCCAACAAGCGCCAGCAACAUAUCGCUGUCGAUAUGGAGAAACUGAGUAUGGUUUGAGACUGCAAAUGCAACAUGCAAAGAAAGUUAAUAAAGAAUUUCACCAAAGAAUUGUUGUUAAAAUAAACUGGAUUUAACAAAAGAUAUCAAAUACCAAGAGCCUUGUGUGGCUUAUUGUCACAAUGAAUUUGGUCAAAUUAACUUACAAAUACCCUGCAGUGGUUUUACUCCAGGGCAAAAGUUCCCUAUCACAUUAAGUAUCGAACAACACAACCCGAUUGUAAAUUAUUAAUUCAAUUAAAUUGUUUUACCACAUGUCACACACCACAAAGCCCCAGCAAUAAAUUUAAACAAAUUAAACAAA
Molecule: messenger RNA, 1054 nt
Organism: Lucilia sericata (common green bottle fly)
Lineage: Eukaryota; Metazoa; Arthropoda; Insecta; Diptera; Calliphoridae
Exons: 3
Coding region: 348-827 (159 amino acids)
Source: RefSeq, a predicted model, not a curated record